GCGCCGCGCUGUCAGUGUAUAGACGGCGCGGAGCUGAGCGCGCGUCCCGACAUGGCCCGACCCGCGGCGCUCACGCUGAGCCUGCUCAUCAUCAGCGCCACCCACGCCCAGGACUACUACAAGACGCCCAGAAUAGGCCCCUCCAAGCUCGCGUCCUGCUACACCAACGACGGACAACCACAGCGAUGCAUCCCGGAGUUCGAGAACGCGGCCUACAUGGUGCAGAUGGACGUGACCAACACCUGCGCCGACAGUGGGGAGACCAUGUACUGCAUCCAGACGUCUGCCGGCACCUCCACCAGGUCAUGUGACAUCUGCCAGCCGAACCAGUUCUCCAGCUACUUCCUGACGGACCUCCAUCACGAGCAGGAGGACCAGACCUGGUGGCAGUCCGAGACCAUGAAGGAGGGCAUCCAGUACCCCAACCAGGUCAAUCUGACGCUGCACUUAGGUAAGGCCUACGACAUCACGUAUGUCCGUCUGGUGUUCUACUCGCCGCGUCCGCAGAGUUUUGCCAUCUACAAGAAGACCAGCGAGGAUUCAGACUGGGAACCAUUCCAAUAUUUCAGUGCCUCCUGUCGAGACACGUACGGCGUGACGGAGCAGCGGGCGGCGGAGCUCGGGGCCGAGACCAGGGCCCUCUGCACCAGCGAGUACUCGGACAUAUCCCCGCUGUCUGGAGGCAACGUGCUGUUCUCUACUCUGGAGGGACGCCCCUCGGCGUACACCUUCGAUAAUAGUCCGGAACUGCAGGAAUGGGUGACAGCGACGGAUCUGCGCAUCUCGCUCGACCGGCUCAACACGUUCGGAGACGAGAUCUUCGGGGACGUGCAGGUGCUGCAGUCGUACUGGUACGCCAUUGCUGACGUGGCCGUCGGGGCGAGGUGCAAGUGCAAUGGACAUGCGUCUGUGUGUGACACUCAGGAGGCCGCUGAUGGGUCGAGGAGCCGCGCUUGCAGAUGUGAGCACAACACGGCGGGUCGCGAGUGCGAGCGCUGUCUGGACUUCUACAACGAUGCGCCGUGGGGGCGCGCCUCCCCGACUAAUGUACACGAAUGCAAAGCGUGCAACUGCAACGGUUUCUCCAACAAGUGUUACUUCGACAAAGAGCUAUACGAGCGGACGGGCCACGGAGGCCAUUGCAUCGAGUGCGCCGAGAACCGGGACGGGGCCAACUGCGAGAGAUGUCGAGAGAACUACUUCCAGGCGGCCGGCGACGUGUGUCUGCCGUGCAACUGCAACUCUGUCGGUUCCCGCAGCCUGCAAUGCAACUCGGAAGGCAAGUGCCAGUGCAAGCCCGGCGUGACGGGGGACAAGUGCGACGUGUGCGAGCCGAACCACUACGAGUUCACCACUCAGGGCUGCAAGCCUUGUGGGUGCAACGAGUCAGGGUCGUACGGGAACACGCCCCGGUGCGACCCGGUGUCUGGAGUCUGCAUGUGCAAGCAGAACGUGGAAGGAAGGCGCUGUAGAGAAUGCAAACCUGGCUUCUUCAACUUGGACCUGACGAACGACUUCGGGUGCACCCCCUGUUUCUGCUUCGGCCACUCCUCGGAGUGUGACUCGGCGCCCAAGUACCAGGCUGCUCUCAUCAGUGCUCACUUCAUCCGGGACAGCGAGAAGUGGAAGGCAGAGGACGACCACAGGAGCAUAGUGCCGCUGCAGUUCAAUGCUAACACGCAGAAUAUUGCCGUGUCUGCCAAGAACUCUGAAGUGGUCUACUUCUCGGCACCACCACAGUUCCUUGGAGACCAGCGAGCGUCAUACAACCACGACUUGAAGUUCACUCUGCGGCUGGGUGAAGACAGAGGUUAUCCAUCUUCCCAAGAUAUCAUCCUGGAAGGAGCCAAGACUUCCAUUUCUAUGAACAUCUACGGUCAAAAUAAUCCAGAGCCAACUGAUCAGCCUCAAGAAUACACGUUCCGUCUCCACGAAGAUUCUCGCUACGGCUGGACGCCCACCCUCUCAACGUUCGAGUUCAUGUCUGUAUUGCAAAAUAUCACCGCCAUUAAAGUCAGAGGAACCUACAACCGAGCUGGUGUCGGCUACUUGAUGAACUUCAAGUUGGAGACCGCCAAAGAAGGCAGGGAGAAGGGUUCCGGGCCAGCUAACUGGGUGGAGAAAUGUUCGUGCCCGAAAGCCUAUGUCGGGGAUUAUUGUGAGGAGUGUGCCCCAGGGUACAGGCACUCGCCAGCCAAUGGAGGCCCGUACUCUAGGUGUAUUCCUUGCGACUGCAAUGGACACGCGCAUAUCUGUGACACUUCUACUGGUUUCUGUAUCUGCAAACACAACACGACGGGAAGCAACUGCGAGCUCUGUGCCAAGGGCUACUACGGCAACGCCAUCGCCGGGACUCCGGAAGACUGCAAGCCCUGUCCGUGUCCCAAGGACAGUGGCUGCAUCCAGCUCAUGGACGGUGGCAUCGUCUGCACUGAUUGCCCGAAUGGGUAUGCUGGACCAAAAUGUGAAGUAUGCGCGGAUGGCCACUUCGGGGACCCGUUGGGCCAGUUCGGGCCUGGCCAGGAGUGCCAGGAGUGUCAGUGCAACGGGAACGUGGACCUGAAUGCUGUGGGCAACUGCAACCGCACCACCGGAGAGUGUUUGAAGUGCAUCUACAACACUGCUGGCGACCAUUGUGACAAGUGCUUGAGCGGAUACUACGGAGAUGCCUUGGAUCAGAAGAAAAAGGGUGACUGCAAGCCUUGUGGUUGCCAUGAGCUUGGGACUAUUGAGAGCAAGGAGGGGCCACCGGAGUGCGACGGACUGACCGGAUACUGUUCGUGCAGGCCCCACGUCAUCGGGCGGAACUGUGACAAGUGUGAGGACGGCUACUACGACAUCAACUCGGGCGAGGGCUGCAAGGCGUGCGACUGCAACCUCGAGGGAGCCUACAACUCCACAUGCAACGCCUACACCGGACAGUGCUACUGCAAGCCUGGCAUCACUGGUGCCCACUGCGACCAAUGCAAGCCGUACCACUACGGAUUCUCCAUCGAGGGCUGCAGCGACUGCGACUGUGAUGAGUGGGGCUCCACCAACUACCAGUGCGACGUCAACGGACAGUGCUCCUGCCAGGAGAACGUGGAGGGAAGACGGUGUGACAGGUGUAUGGAAAACAAGAAGCGUCGUGGUGACGGCCAGGGCUGUGAGGACUGCCCUGCCUGCUACAAUCUCGUGCAAGAAGCCGUGGACCAACACAGACAAGAACUCAAGGAGCUGGAUGAGAUCCUGUCAAAGAUCUCCAAGGCGCCGACGGUGGUGGAGAACGCGGACUUCGACAACGAGCUGCGCCGAGUCCGGGCCGAGAUCGAACAGCUGGUGGCUGACGCGACGGCGGAGGAGGGAGCUGGGGGAAGCUCCGUCACUGACACCCUGGGCGAGUUGGGAGACAGGAUCGCUGAUAUCAGGAACAUGCUGCUGAAGGUGGACGCCGGCAGCUACGAGGGCAAGGACGCCGUGGAGAGGAGCAUGGGCAACAUCUCCAAGGCCGAAGACACCAUCGAGGCCGCCCAGAAGGAAAUUAACAGCGCCUUAGAAUACUUGGACGGCGAGGGCGCAGCGGCUCUCGCUAAGGCCAGAAACAGAUCGGAGCAGUUUGGCAAACAGUCGGUGGAUAUGUCCAGCUUGGCCAAGGAGUCCAGACUGAUGGCAGAGAAACUGGAAAACGAGGCCAAGAACAUCAAGGAGAUCGCUGACAAAGCUCACAACACCUCCUUGGCUGCCAACACACUGGCCAAGGACGGCAUCAACAAGCAGGCUAAUAUUAGUAUGGAAGUGCAAAUUCUGGCCAACGAGCUCGACGGAGCCAAGGGCAAGCUGAGCAGCAUGACGGAACUGGCAGAACAGGUGCUGAAGAGGGCCAAGACGGUCUACGAAGAGGCCCUGGACCAAUAUGCAGAGGUCAACAGGACCAUCCUCCCUGACUACAAACUCCAGGAUAUCCAGGGGAGCGCUAAGGAGUUGAAUAAGAAGAUCGACGAGCUAAGCGAGAAGCUGAAGAAGCUGGAGGAAGAGAACCUGGGCCCGCUGCAGAGCCUCGAGGAGGCCGUCAGGCACGGCCGGGAGCUGCUCGACCAGGGCCAUGACAGACAAGACGAGCUGAACGAGCUGCUGACCCGCCUGGACGAGCUGCAGGCGCUGGCCAAGAACGACGUGGAGCUCACCAAGGACACGCUCAAGGACGCCAACGAGAUCUACAAGACCUUGAAAGAAUUCAGCGACCAAGUGACAGAGUCCCGGCAGCAAGCGGAGCAAGCUCUGCUCGACGUGCCCACGGUUCAGGCGAAGGUGGCUGCGGCUGAGGACAGCAUCUCCAACAUCGUGGAGGAGCUGAACACCGCCAGCGACCGAGCGCGGGACGCCCGCGAUCUCGCCCAGCAAGCGCAGAAGGACUACGCUGAUAAGGCUUCGGAGGCCGCUCACGAAAUUAAAAAGAAGGCAUCUUCAGCUAGAACCGAAGCUGGUAAACUGAAGGAUGAGGCUGAGAAGUUAUCAGGUCGCGUGGAGGAGACCGGCAAGCAGAUCCAGGAGCUGGAGACGCAGGCCGCCGACAACAUGCAGCUCACUAAGGACGCCAAGAUGAAGGUGGCCCAAGCCAACACGGACGCGCGGGAAGCCGAGAAGCAGGUGACCAGCGGGCUGGAGGACCUCCGGGUCAUCAUGGAGGAGCUCAAGAACCUGCCCACGCUCGACGAUGAAGCCUUGAACCGGCUGCAGGAGAGUCUGGACACGGCCGAGAUCGAACUGCAGACGGCCGACUUGGACGGGAAGAUCAAAUCCCUCACUGAAGCCAAGAAUAACCAUCAGAGAUGGAUGAAGCAAUACCAGGACGAGCACGACCAGCUGAGCCAGGAGGUGGCCAACGUGAAGGACAUCCUGGACCAGCUCCCCGACGGCUGCUUCAAGCGCAUCGUCCUCGAACCCACUGAGGGGCCCAGCCGACUGUCGUCCUUCAGAUAGACAGACGCCAUGUUUAAACUCCGGAGACCUAGAGACCUAAAAUUUCACAACGUUCAGUAUCGCGACUAUAAGGUUUUCGAACCUCCGUUUAUGUUGCGUAUCGUCAACUGUCACUGACAAACUGGCUUUGUUAGUUCCAAAAGUGACAUUUGUUUUUCCAUUAUGUUUGUGUAGUAUUGAAAAUAGUAUCGAAAUUCCCACUUGAGCCCGUGAUAAGCCUACAGUUUUCGGCGGCUGCAAACUUAACUUUGUCUGAACCGUGUGGGUCUCCACAUUGUGUCAUCGUAUCUCUGGGUCUCUAAGAGAAUAAAGAAGGACCAAUUAUAGUGCCUUAAACUGUUCCCGUUAGCUUGUAGUGAUGCCAAGUUAUCUGUAAUUGGGGAAUGCCAACAUUUUAAGUACGUCAGCUCAGGUUGCCACUGCAGCUCUUACUAGAAGUUCAAUGGUCGUUCAUUGCGUAAAGUUAAUUUUAACAGGUACAGAUAAGUUGAUUUCACUAUAGCACUUAUUUUUACAGAUUACCUUUUAGCAUAUUUUCAGCAUUGAUUUGUAUUGGAAUCAUUGUUUGAAAUGUGGUAACUUAUUCAUAAUAAUGAAGACUUGGUUCUGUGUUGAAUUGUUUGCAUUUUUGUACUUAGAUUUUUUAAGUUGUUUCUGCGUUUUCCUAAGCUUGGAGGCUAAUUUUAAUGUUGUGCUAGGUAUAAAUGUAAUGGCUAAAGUAUGUUUGUGACCGAAAUACUAUGUUAACUGUAGUGCCAUAGUUAAGGAGACUUGACUAAUUGUAAAUAUUUAAAAUAACUAUUCUUUAUUAUAAGUUGCGUAUGCGUUUUCUUUAUUCAAUUAUAUUUUAUUGGUUUACCUACUUAUCUAAAAGUAUGUUUCUACUCUACUUGCCAAAGAUACAAAAAAAAAUUAUUUCGUAAUUCACGUCAAAAUUUACCUACUUAUAAUGUGAGUUUUUAACAUUAAAAUAAAAUGGAAUACCUACGUCUAAAAAUAAACGUUUUAGUAUAAA
Messenger RNA from Plutella xylostella (diamondback moth), 5974 nucleotides. It is a transcript of the gene LanB2, whose product is annotated as laminin subunit gamma-1. Gene Ontology annotation, biological process: animal organ morphogenesis; tissue development. The record is from RefSeq and is a predicted model, not a curated record. NCBI's taxonomy places the organism in Eukaryota, Metazoa, Arthropoda, Insecta, Lepidoptera, Plutellidae.